AUGGCCCGCAUUCUGAUAACGGGUUCUACGGAUGGCUUUGGCCUUGAGGCUGCCCGUCAGCUGGUUCAGCGUAACCACACCGUCUACCUUCAUGCGCGUACCCAAGAGCGCGCAGAUGAGGUCAAAGCAAAAUGCCCUGGAGCUGCUGGCGUACUGGUUGCAGACUUGACAAGCGUGACAGAGACACGCAAACUUGCCGAGGAAGCAAAUGCGAUUGGUGUCUUCGACUCCGUCAUUCUUAAUGCCGGAUUGCUUUACGGCCCUUUCCGCAAGACACCUGAUACUGGCGUGCCAGCCUUGGUCUUCGUCAACGUCAUUGCACCCUAUAUCCUCUCUUGUCUCCUUAAACAACCUAAGCGUCUUACCUUUAUCGCUUCUGUCUUGCAUCGACAAGCCAACACCGACGUGAAGGAUAUCUUCUGGCUUGAGCGUGGGGAAAAGGAUUUCCAGGAUUUCCCAGCAUACUGCGACUCGAAGCUUCAUGUUAUGCUUCUUGCUAAUGCGGUGGCAAGGCGGUUUAAUGGCACUUCAGUCACGUCUGUGCAUCCUGGAUGGGUGGCUACCAAACUUGGAGGUCAAGGCGCUACCGACAAGCUAGAGGAUGGCGUGGAGACAUAUGUCAUGCUGGCUGAAGGCGAUUAUGAUCAAACUCUCACUGGUGUAUACUUUGAACCCAAAAGGAAGAUUGGUGAACCUCUUCCAGUGACAGCAGAUGAGAGUUUACAGGAGGUCGUCGUUAAAGCUUGUGAGGAUAUCACCGGUCUUAAGCUAGCAGCUUGA
Penicillium crustosum is the source of this 780-nucleotide messenger RNA. RefSeq lists its product as uncharacterized. Lineage: Eukaryota; Fungi; Ascomycota; Eurotiomycetes; Eurotiales; Aspergillaceae. The record is from RefSeq and is a predicted model, not a curated record. The coding region runs from base 1 to 780 and encodes 259 amino acids. The transcript has a single exon.